CUGAAUCCCAGUGAAAUCGUACCCUAUGCUAUGAGACAGUACUUGAUUUUGCCCAAACUGUUUACAUUAGCGCAUUUCCUUUUUGAGCCUAAUAUUAGCCCAGGUAACAGUGACAGGUAAAGCUAGAUGAAUACCUGGAUAAAACAGCCAAUUCCCACCCACAGCUGCUUUAAACAGAACAGAAUUAUUUAAACACAUAACCCUUACAAAACCGCCGGUUUUCCCCUAGGAAACCGUUUGGCGAACUGGACAGCCGACUCAGACAACAAGUCAAUGCGUCUCCAUUGGACUUCAUAAUUACUAGCCACGCUGGUCUUUUAUUUUGAAAGGUUUGUCUGGCUCUUCUCCCGUUCUGUCCUCGCUAACCUUCCUGUGGAAGGCGGCCAGCUCUACGGUCUGAACUCAACAACAAGCCGUCUCAGGCACUUUUCUUUUUCUCUCCCUCUGUUUUUUCUGCCGCUCUCCUCGCGUUCACAGUGAGUGGGUGUGUCGGUGUGGGCCAGCGGAGCCGAGCCGCGGCUUGUGCGCACUCUGAAAAAGAGGAAAAAGUUGGUGAUGAGUUUAGUGUGAAGGCGGCAGCCUCGGAGCAGGCUAACCGUCCAGAGAUGGCAGUGUGGACCAGAGCGGACAAAAACGGUCAGCUGGACCUCCUGCUCCGCGACCGCUGGAUCCGAGUGGCCGCCGAGCUCACCCGUGAAACGCUGACUUUGACGGCCGAAGCGGACGUCACCGGACAGGGGGGCAGUCACUGGGACUACAGCAACUCUUCGGCGGGCCUGCGAAAUGGCAUGUCGAACGGAAACUACCCGAGUCCGGGAGUCCACGGUCCGUCCUCAAGUAAAGACCAACUCCAGAGCCAGAACCAUGGGGGACGAGGGCGCAGCUUAAACAGCCCUGGAAAGUACCCGAAUAACGGCAACUCGGAAUUCGGAAGUUCCAGCUCGAGCUAUGGUAGCCCCGGGUCCAACUUCCCGGCGAGUUUGGACGGUUCCUCGGAAGCCGUGCGGAAGGUCAGAGUUGUUAAGCAGGAGUCUGGAGGGUUGGGGAUCAGUAUCAAGGGUGGGCGAGAGAACCGGAUGCCCAUCCUCAUCUCCAAGAUUUUCCCGGGGCUUGCUGCAGACCAGAGUCGGGCUCUCCGAGUGGGCGAUGCGAUUCUGUCGGUGAACGGGAACGACCUCCGUGAGGCAACACACGACCUGGCGGUGCAGGCGCUUAAGAAGGCGGGCAAAGAAGUGACGCUGGAGGUGAAGUACAUCCGUGAGGUUUCUCCACUCUUCAAGAAGCCGUCCCUGGUGUCCGAUCUGCCGUGGGACGGCGUCCGCCCACAGUCACCCAGCUACAGUGGCAGCGAGGACUCGCCCAAACGCAGCAACUCCUCCUCGUCCAAAGACAGAAAGGUCAUCGGCCUGAGGAUGUGCUUCAUCCGCAGGAAUCUCACCAUGCCCGAUCUGGAGAACAGACUGCUGGAGCUCCAUUCCCCAGAUGGCCAGCACACAGUGGUGCUGCGUUGUAAAGAUGGCCCCACCGCCAACUCCUGGUUCACCGCUGUCCACACUAACAUUGCUGCCUUGCUGCCUCAGACCCUGGUUCACAUCAACGCCUACCUGGGGGCCACGUCAUCGACCUCCACACACCCCCACCUUAAACACAUUGGCUGGUUGGCCGAACAGGUCCAACUGGAAGGUGGACGGACGCAGUACAAACCGGUGGUUAUGGCACUGACGGAGAAGGACAUUCUUCUGUUUGAAUCGGUGCCAUGGAGCAGAGAGGCCUGGUCCGUGCCUCUGCUUACACACCCACUGUUGGCCACCAGGCUGGUCCAUUCUGGCAGUGUCCAGGGAUCUCCUGCCCAGGGCUCAGACCUGGUGUUUGCCACUCGGACAGGCACGGGCCGGGGCAUCGAGUCCCACGUCUUCCGAGUGGAGAGCCACUGGGAUUUGUCUUCCUGGACUCGAGCCCUCGUGCAGGGGGCACACACUGCCGCGGAGCUCAUCAAGGAAGUCUCCAUUGGUUGCACAUUGAACAGGCAGGACGUUCGGCUGAUCCUGCACUAUGAGAAGGGCUUCACUGUGACAAGAGAGCCGGCUGACCCACCUGGGGGCACUGUGCUGUACAGAUACCCCUACGAGAAGCUCAAAAUGUCCGCUGACGAUGGAAUACGCAAUCUUUACCUUGACUUUGGGGGCCCAGAGGGAGAAAUGGUAUUUGACCUCCACUCUGGUCCAAAGCCAGUGGUGUUUGUCCUCCACUCCUUCCUGUCAGCCAAGCUCACUCGUAUGGGCCUGUUGACGUGAAGCAACCAACAACAGCGGUGUGGAUGAGAGGAUGGGCCUACGCACAGUGGGGAUGGGAGGAUGCCUCUAAAAUACCAAUCAUGUGAUUAACGUUUUUAUUUUAGCUUUUCCAGUUUUCUUCUUUCACAGCUGAAGUUAAGCUUGAGGUGAUGCUGCAGUGAAAAUGAGUUGUAUUGUUGAUUGUCUCAAAAAAAACGCCUUCUCUUCCAGUUUCUCCUCGGCCACCUGCAGCAAUUGCAAGGCCAGGUGAACGUAGGUGACACUUUGUUUGGCGACAUGAGGUGUUGGAAAAUAGUUGCAACACACAAAGAUUAGCUCUUAACAAUCUCAUAACAUUCCAUAUAAAAUUGUAAUCAUUGUCAUUAUCCAAUAUGAUGUAAAAAGAAAAAGAUGCUGAGAUGAGUUUGAGAUUACAUCACCAGUUUGCUUCAGGCUAAGUGUUAAAAGGAACAAGUUUAAGAUGAUGAACACACAGCCAAGCACAGAUAGGUAAUUCAUCCUUUCUUUACUCUGUCAUUCCACGACAGCCUUCCAAUGUACUUUGGGCUCUUUUUAAUGGAUUUGUUUGUCUUUGUGCAAGUGGCUGAAGCUGUUUUAGUCACAUUGCAGUUACUGAGCAGAGAUUGUGUGAAUGAAAAGAGGUCCGUGUGUGUCUGUCUGUACUACAUGCUUCUCUUGGCUUGAUAGUGUGCCUGCUUUUUGACAGACUCACCUUUUCACACAUUAUCCCAAGCUACUGUUGUAAUCAGGAGCACCAACUAUGCCUUUUUACAUGUGGUCAAGACUCUUUGUAAUGUUUCCUGUUUCAGGAGCGCCAACUGUGCCUUUUUACAUGUGGUCAAGACUCUUUGUAAUGUUUCCAGUUUCACACAGUGAGAGAUUUUUAAGCUUUUGACACACAAGCAAUAGUAUUACUCUUAUAGUGUAAACAUUACUUUUUUGUCAUUAGUUUUUUAAGUGUAUAGCUCAUGAUAGCAUGACUCGCUGACAUUGAACUCUGUAUCAGAUGAUGGUAUAUGACAUGACAGUGUAUUACCUCCCAUUUAGUACCUACACUACCACAUUGUCUACAUCUCCAUGUCCCUGCCAUCUCCUUUCAUUCCUCUGCUUGAGAUUACUUGUCUCUUGUCACCAUUCCCACAUCAUGUCCCUGGCCAGCAGGCUUGUUUUAAGGUGGGCCAUCACUUGACAGAGGUACCAGUGUAUGUUAAUAAUUUAUAUUAGAUUAUUAUAUAAUAAUAAUAUUAUGUUAUAUUAUAUUAUUCCCAAGGUCAAGAAUGAACUUGUAUGAUUGUAUGAAACCUGAAUUGAACUCGUUAGCAAACACUGUCAUGGCAGCAGUUUGUUUAUCUGAUGUCUUUGUGAUGGUUGGACAACUUUUUUUUGCUCGUUUAUGAAAGCAAACCUCUAACCAUAUAGCUCCUAGACCUACAUAUAUAACUCUUUUUCAAGCUAUGAUUGAGUGGCUCUGUUAAAAGAUAAGCAUACUUUGCUUCCCUUAAAACAAUAUGCAUAUGUGGGAGGUUUGAGCUAUAUUUGUCCUGACAUGAAGUCCUCUUCUGUCAUCCUACUAUUUCACAAUGCUUUUCAUUUCAUGUUAAUCACGCUUCUCCAACUGGCUGCAUAGAAUUGAUUGUCUGAAGCUGGUCAACCUUCAACAAGCUAUAGGCGGUGCCUCUUUGAGCUUGAAUAACUAACCUGUGCACUAAAUAACCCCUUUAAACCUGUGAAUGUACUCUUCUCUUCCUUGUAAUGUUUUUUAAAGCCUCCUUGCUCUUUAUUUCUGAAAUUGUGGCUAUCCCGUCUAUACAAAGCAAUGCUUCUACCAAAAGUAAUAUCUGUGGCAGCUUGCGUCCAACACAAUCAUUAAACUGAAAGGUUACAAGAGGAUAAGGUGCUGCUGCAACAACCAGUCAUAUGCAAAGUAUUUUAAACUUCCUUCCAAGAUACAGUAUACAAGGUAUGAUUGUAAUAAUCUCAAAUGUAAAUACCUACCAAUAAAACUGUUUUAAUUUCGUGUGUGGUUUGUUGUGAGGGUUAGAACAUUUAGAUGUUAUGUCCUGUAAUACAGACAGUACUGUACUUCGAUUCAUUCAUUGUGGGGUAUAAGUAUGGAGGACCAAAACUUUAUAUUUGAUUAUGGCAGUUUUGGUCCUCCAUAAUUAUAUAUGUACUU
Monopterus albus (swamp eel) is the source of this 4470-nucleotide messenger RNA. RefSeq names its product syntrophin, beta 2 (gene sntb2). Gene Ontology annotation, cellular component: synapse; dystrophin-associated glycoprotein complex; intracellular anatomical structure. NCBI's taxonomy places the organism in Eukaryota, Metazoa, Chordata, Actinopteri, Synbranchiformes, Synbranchidae. Gene Ontology annotation, molecular function: structural molecule activity; protein binding. Bases 606 to 2294 code for a protein of 562 amino acids. The record is from RefSeq and is a predicted model, not a curated record. The transcript has 7 exons.